CACCUUUAAACCUCAGAAGAAGGGCUGAGAGGAGAGUGGAUCCAGCGUCCAAGGUCUGUUUGAGGGUGAAUGGGGUGACAGCAGAAGAGAGGGUAAUGGACUAGUACAGGGUGACAGGCUGCCAGGGAGCCGAGAGGAGGACAGGUGCUAUUGGAGCUUUAGCUGCUAGCGGAACGCUAUUAGUGUGGGAUGUUACGCUGGACAACCCACCUGGAAGGAGGGCCGCGGAGGGUGAACCAUGCUGCUGUCUCCGUGGGACACAAGGUGUUCUCCUUCGGAGGGUACUGCUCUGGAGAGGACUACGAGACGCUGAGACAGAUAGAUGUACACAUCUUUAACACAGUUUCUCUGCGGUGGAUGAAGUUGCCUCCAGUGAGAACAGGUGGUAGAGAACAUGCCAGGGAUGUCCCCUACAUGCGUUACGGUCACACAGCCGUGCUGCUGGACGAUACCAUCUACAUCUGGGGGGGUCGUAACGACACGGAGGGGGCCUGCAACGUCCUCUAUGCCUUUGACAUCAACAACCACCGGUGGUUCAUCCCUAAGAUUUCUGGAAUGGUUCCGGGGGCGAGAGAUGGCCACUCUGCCUGCAUCCUGGGGAAGGCCAUGUACAUCUUUGGAGGAUACGAGCAGCUGGCUGACUGCUUCUCCAAUGACAUCCACAAGCUGGACACCACAACCAUGGCCUGGUCACUAAUCAAUACAAGGGGUACUCCAGCUCGUUGGAGGGACUUCCACUCUGCCACCAUCAUUGGCACCAAGAUGUUUGUGUUUGGAGGCAGAGCAGAUCGCUUCGGUCCGUUCCACUCUAAUAAUGAGAUCUACUGCAACAAGAUAAAGGUGUUUGAUACAGAGACCAACAGCUGGCUGAACACUGCUACUGCUCAGCUCCCACCAGAGGGACGACGUAGCCACUCAGCCUUUUCCUGUAACGGGGAGCUGUAUAUAUUCGGGGGCUACAACGCUCAUCUGGACCGACACUUCAACGACCUUUGGAAGUUCAACCCAGAGACGUUUUCGUGGAAGAAGGUAGAGCCGCAGGGUAAAGGUCCGUGCCCCAGGAGGAGACAGUGCUGUUGCAUGGUGGGAGAUCGGAUCAUCCUGUUUGGAGGAACCAGCCCAUGUCCAGAACAGGGGAUGGGAGAUGAGUUUAACCUCAUGGAUCAUUCUGACCUCUACAUACUAGACUUCAGUCCUAAUCUGAAGACAUUAUGCCAGCUAGCUGUUAUUAACUACAGUCUUGACCAGGGUGGUCUACCACACGACAUCAGGUGGGAGCUGAACGCCAUGACCACCAACAGUAACAUCAGCAGACCUAUCUUCUCCUCUCAUGGCUAAACUGACCCAGAACACCAGGGCUGAACUGACCUCAAAACUACCACAAUACCAGAACACCAGGGCUGAACUGACCCAGAGCUACCACAGUACCAGAACACCAGGGCUGAACUGACCCAGAGCUAGCUGGCUGUCAUAGUACCAGAAGAUGAUCCACCGUCUGAGCUGGCCUUUGACGCUACUAGAACCUGGCAGAGAACCCUACGGUCUGGCCUUAACCAAGUGCACUUAGCUCCAGCAGUAUCAGGGCUGACUCCACCAGAACCUUAACGCUCUGAAGUCCUGUCAGUAAAACCAGGUUUCUGGUUGUCCUAGGUCUGGUUCUCUACCUGCCAGGGCUGUUUAUAUCUACUGGACCUGAAGACCUGGAGGCUGUCUGCCUGUAUGUUUUUACAGUAACAUUUUGAUCUGGUCUGAAUUGGAGUUUUCUUCUUCCUUGGUUUGUCUAUCUAUCGCUCUCUCUCUCUCUCUCGCUUCUCUUGUUGUCCUC
This is a messenger RNA of Oncorhynchus gorbuscha (pink salmon), 1825 nucleotides long. Its product is annotated as kelch domain-containing protein 3-like. Gene Ontology annotation, molecular function: chromatin binding; protein binding. The record is from RefSeq and is a predicted model, not a curated record. Gene Ontology annotation, cellular component: cytoplasm. Lineage: Eukaryota; Metazoa; Chordata; Actinopteri; Salmoniformes; Salmonidae. The transcript is spliced from 11 exons. The coding region runs from base 190 to 1338 and encodes 382 amino acids.